CCGAUGUAGCUUUAUGUGUGGGUACUUUGAGUAAGGCAGCAGGGUGUCAUGGAGUUGAGACAGAGAUUUGAAUGUUGUGGUAGACUGGUAACAGCAAAAAAUGGAAGCAACUGAUCCAGUCUAUAGGUCGUUCAUUCAUAUUUUCAACAGCCAUGCCUGUCCUAAUGGCUGCAGCUGCUUAUGCUGCGGUUGUAGUGGCGAGGAAGGAAGGAUGGAGAAGAAAGGCAACAUGGGAGAGGGUGAAAGACUUUGAGGCAUUGUCUGGAGUUCAAAUCUCAAGCCCAAUUAUCUCACUUGUUGUAGGCAAUCAAGAGAAAUCCCUUCUAGCGAGCUGGUAUUUACUAAAAUCAGGCUUCCAUGUAGUGGCAAUAAGACCACCUACAGUGCCACCCAAUUAA
Eruca vesicaria subsp. sativa (arugula) is the source of this 398-nucleotide messenger RNA. Lineage: Eukaryota; Viridiplantae; Streptophyta; Magnoliopsida; Brassicales; Brassicaceae. The record is from the annotation of a GenBank genome assembly.